This is a messenger RNA of Pelecanus crispus (Dalmatian pelican), 743 nucleotides long. The record is from RefSeq and is a predicted model, not a curated record. Lineage: Eukaryota; Metazoa; Chordata; Aves; Pelecaniformes; Pelecanidae.
AUGACCAGGCUGCUCUUGGGGGUGACCCUGGAAAGGAUUUGCAAGGCCGUGCUGCUGCUCUGCCUGCUCCACUUCGUCAUCAUCAUGAUCCUCUACUUCGACGUCUACGCGCAGCACCUGGACUUCUUCAGCCGCUUCAACGCCAGGAACGCCUCGCGCGCCCACCCCUUCUCCAACUCCUCCCGCCCCAACGGCACCGUCCCCAGCUACGGGCUGGCUGGUGCUGAGGCCCCGUCCCCCAGCGCCCAGCCCAGCGCCAACCAGUCCGCCACCGAGAAGCCCUUGCAGCCCUGCCAGGAGACGCCUCCUGGCUUAGUCGGGCGCCUGCUCAUUGAGUUCAGCUCUCCCAUGAGCAUGGAGCGGGUGCAGCGGGAGAACCCCGACGUGCGCCAGGGUGGCAAGUACACCCCCCCAGACUGCCUGCCCCGACAGAAGGUGGCCAUCCUCAUCCCCUUCCGGCACCGUGAACACCACCUCAAGUACUGGCUACACUACCUGCACCCCAUCCUGCGCCGGCAGAAAGUGGCUUAUGGCAUCUACAUCAUCAACCAGUUCGGCGAGGACACCUUCAACCGGGCCAAGCUGCUCAACGUGGGGUUCCUGGAGGCCCUCAAGGAUGACGAGGAGUAUGACUGCUUCAUCUUCAGCGACGUGGACCUCAUCCCCAUGGACGACCGCAACCUCUAUCGCUGCUACGAGCAGCCACGGCACUUUGCUGUUGGCAUGGACAAGUUUGGGUUCAG